UGUUUGGUCUCACAGUAACAGAAUGGGGUGAUGAUGUGCGGCCGAUCUCCGAGGAAGAAGCCAUGGUCAUCGUCAACCACCAAUCAACAGGAGAUGUGUGCACACUCAUGAUGUGCCUGCAAGACAAGGGAACGGUGGUACGAAAAAUGAUGUGGCUGAUGGACCACGUGUUUAAAUACACCAACUUUGGCCUAGUGUCCUUGAUCCAUGGGGACUUCUUCAUUAGACAGGGUAAAGCUCACCGAGACAAGCAGCUGGUUUACCUGAAAGAGCACCUAGAUAAAUACUACCACAGCCGUGACAGGAAGUGGAUAGUGCUGUUUCCUGAGGGCGGCUUUCUUCGCAAGAGGCGGGAAACGAGCCAGUUGUUCGCCAAGAAGCACUCGCUCCCCCAUCUGACCCACGUCACUUUGCCUCGUCUCGGGGCCAGCCACGUCAUACUGAAAACUCUGGGAGCCCAGCAGGAGAACGGCAGUGUGGGCGGCGACACCAGCAUGCUGAACACGACAGCUAAUAAACGUAAAGGCUUGCAGUGGGUUAUAGACAUGACCAUAGCGUACCCCAAAGCAAGACCGAUGGACAUCCAGACCUGGAUCUUUGGCUACAGGCCUCCUACAGUCACACAUGUACAUUACAGGAUGUACCCGAUAAAAGAGGUUCCUGUGGAGGCUGAGGCCCUGACUGACUGGCUAUAUCAGAGGUUUGUGGAGAAAGAAGAUCUACUGGCCCAUUUCUACGACACAGGAUCAUUCCCUCCUCCAGAAGGACAGAAGGAGGCGGUUUCCCGGCAGAUGACCCUCGACCCAGUGUGGCUGUGCCUGAUCCAGUCGUUUGCUUUCGCCUCAGGCUACAUGUGGUACAGCGUCCUCCAGUACAUCUACUGCUGUUUAUUCUGAGUGCGCUGAUGAGACGGGAGUCUUUAUUGGACCACUGGGAGAGCCUCAGGAUUGGAUGGUGUGUGGCCCAAGUGUCAUACAUAACCCCCCUCCCCCCAUACGAUGGAUGAAUGUACAAUUUUCAGAGGCGAGACUUGACAGGAAAACAUAUGAAGACAAAGUACAAAAACACGCAGAUUACACACAAACCCCAUACGAUAUGAAACUGGUUACAGGCAUAGUUAACUAACUUUAACACAACCCUAACACCCCACACACACACACGAGAGAGGCGGCCUAGCAGAAUAAUCUCACUUGUCACGACCCACAUUUUGAUGUUUACACGUCCUCAUACAUGUAGACACUCACACGUACAUGACUUUUGUUUCAAAGGUAACGAUAUGAGGCUCAGGACUCCUCCAGAAGAUGCUCUGGACUGGACUCUUCCCCCCUCUCCCCCCUCCCAGGCUUUCGCCGCAGUAGUUUUACAGAGUAAAGUGUGACUGGAUGCGAAUGCGUGUGCAGGAAUAUGUGUGACCAGAAGCAUCAUGUCUGCCCUUAUUCUUCCUUCUGGCGAGAGUCGACGAAGCCCACCGGACAUCUUUUGGUCCGCUGAUGAGUCAGCUGGCUACAUUUUGCAGAGCGAGCGGCCGUACGAACGCUGAGGCCGAGCAGCCGGCCGCUCCUCUGACUGUCAUUGCACUAAGGAUCCAUACUGCCCUAACUGCUCCCUGCUCCAGGAAAACCUCCUGAACGGUAGCUGUCGGUGUUUUCUUCUUUUUUUUCUCCUCCCUUAGCCCGCAUAUCUUCACAACAACGGCCACUGUAUUUGUUGUUGAUGUCUUUUUUUUCUUUUUUCUUUUCUUUUCUUUUUCUAAAGUGUUCUUUGUUUUUUCUCUCUUGUCUGGACUCUUUUUUUCCGUGUCCGUGAGUUUGCUGAGAAACGGGGGGAUCAUGUUUACACUGGUGGCUUGACUGAAAACGCUAAAAGGGACGAUGGCUAUAAUGUGGCGCUUGAUUAAGGGAUUGGAUUUUCUUUUUCUUUUUUUCCUCCCUUGGUGAGAUUUGAUGUAACACUUAUUUCAAAUGAAACAAAAAGAAAAGUACUGGCAAGAUUUUGGAUUUGAAAAAAGUAACCCUACUUUCUCUGCUUUCCAAAAUAAAUACCGAUACAGCAGAGGAUCGCUUCAGCAAGACUGAGAAGGCAGAGACACUGUUCCCCCAUCGGACUACGUAGUUUUACAAAUAUUUAAGCCAUAUGCUUAUUGUUGUCGAGGUGGGGAAAAAGACACGGAAAAUAAACAUGAUUUUUAUAGAAAGAUACCCUAAUGCAUUCUACAAUAGAAAUUUUGGCUUACAGAACUAUAGGUGUCAUCAUUACUGUAAAUUUACAGCAUAACCUGCCUAAGUGAGUGUGUGGUCGUCUUUAUUUCCCCCCCACACCCCCAUCCAACCAUUGUUGAUAUAUGAUUCAAGUUGUAUUGCUCUGUGUUGUCAGAGUGUGGCUGCGGUUUCAAAUUUUUAGUUUCUUUUUAAAUUACUUGAACUGCUCUGUCCUUAUGUCCCAGUAUGUUUAAAUCUUGUAUAUAACAAAGCUGAGGAAAUGUGUGAAAUGACUGAAGCCUGUCUCUUUUCUUUGUUUCUUUUUGGUUCGUGAACAUUUCAAAACAAUUUAUUUCAAGAUAUGAAUGUUUUUUAAAAAAAUAGGAAGAAAGCAAGGAUUUUAUCCCCUCCCCCUCUUCACUUAUCAGUGUUAUCCCGUAUUGUUUUGACCAGGAAGUUGACGUGUGAUCCGUUUCUGUGAGGUUAUAGCUGCUGUAGGUCCAUGUGAAAAGCGACACACGGUCCCAGUUUUGCGGGAAAAACUAUUAACGCCUUACCAGAUGUUCUGGUUGACCACAGUCCUCUGAAUAAUGCUGUUCCCUCGCUUUAAACGCUCGACAAACGUUGCUGUGAGGAAAGAUUUUGGGGUGUCCAGGUAAAACUGGUCCAGUGAGGGAGAAAUCUCUGAGGGGGAAACUCCACCAGGGCCCCUGCGAAGAUGCAGAUGUUCUCUCUCGAAUGUACUCAUGUUGUGGUUUUGCUUAGCCUGCUUUAAUAUGAAAAUGAUUGAGGAGCAGUGAUUAUUAUUGUUGUAAAAAAAAAAAUGCCCAAAAGGUGCAUUUCUAGUAGCUGCUGCCCUCCCUCUGUGCCACUGUUGAUUUAAAUAAAAAAUAAAAAUAAAAAAAUGUGUGAAAUGCAAAAAAAAAAAAGGGCUACCUGGCUAGUUAGGUAGGUGAAAACAUGUAAAAUCAGGCUGUAAUGGUGUUUCAUCCUUUGACCCUUUCAGAUUCCCCUCCAUUGUGAGCGUGACUUAAACUGAAGCAUUUUUUAAAAUCUUUUUUUUCCCCCUCUUUUUUCAAUUUGUUGACCAUGUUUCCAAAGAAGGCAGGGAAAUCAUGUUUUCCUAGAUGUGGUUUUAGGACAUAAACACAAUAGGGAUUUAAACAAAUUAUACUAGAACUGUCUGUAAUUUUCCAUUUUGUACUUCUCCUUUAAUUCCUAGCUACACAGCCAUUUUACAACACAAACAAACUUGUGCUGGAAUAAAACAUAAAGAUCC
Maylandia zebra (zebra mbuna) is the source of this 3477-nucleotide messenger RNA. The record is from RefSeq and is a predicted model, not a curated record. NCBI's taxonomy places the organism in Eukaryota, Metazoa, Chordata, Actinopteri, Cichliformes, Cichlidae.